This is a messenger RNA of Anoplopoma fimbria (sablefish), 2555 nucleotides long. RefSeq names its product WAS/WASL-interacting protein family member 2-like. The annotation marks the transcript as partial. The record is from RefSeq and is a predicted model, not a curated record. Lineage: Eukaryota; Metazoa; Chordata; Actinopteri; Perciformes; Anoplopomatidae. The transcript has 3 exons.
CUCCCCAGGUGCCCCCUCUGGAUCUCGUAACGGCGGUCGUGACGGCCCUCCCCCCCCUCCUCCGUACCGCGUCCACAGCUCUGCGGCCUCAGAGGCGCACAGCCGAGCGGGCAAACCGCCUCCACCUCCCUCCUCUUCCUCCUCCAUCUCAUCAUCAUCAUCCUCCUCCUUGUCCUCCUCCCGAACCCCGGCUGGACCCCCUCCACCGCCCCCGCCCAUCCGGAACGGCCACUCCUCCAUCUCCUCCUCCAGGUCCAUCAUAGAUGAUUUUGAAUCCAAGUUUAACUUCCACCCCAUUGAAGACCUCCCACCUCCAGAGGAGUACAGGCAUUUCAGCAAGGUCUACCCCAGCAAAACCAACAAGGCCAUGAUGAGAGUAGCUCCUCCAGCGCCGCCGGUGGGGAGGUGAACGGACCUCCGCUCAGGACUUUAACUCUCCAUCAGCCGACUCCGAGGACGGUCGGGGAGAGGAGAGAGAGAGAGAGAGGGAGUGGUGAAGAAGAGCUCUAAUCACACAACACACUACGACACACACUAACACUAAAACCACCAGCUGGAAGCACAACGUAAACACCGCGACACCUCAGCAGGUUUGACACGACUCGCCGUCACCUUCUGUCUUUGCACGAGAGAAACAAGAAACGACAAAAAAACAAACACUGACGCUAGAUCAGAACCCGACGUCUCCUCUGCUGACCCGACGUAGAGGCUUCUGCAUCGACACUAAACAUAUCAGGACCAAACUCCAAAUCUGUGCAUUCCAUCUUUUUAUUUUAUUUGUAUCCAUAAUCAUGAUUAUAAUGGUGACUUUCAUAAUUCUGAAUAACGUUUUGAUUUUAUUCUUUUUUUUUUUGGUGUCAGCAUUCAUUUUGUGGAAACUGUCUUUUAUUGAAUUUAUAUUUUCAGCAGAUGAAUUCCAACAGAACUGAUGAUGCCAUGAAUGUGUGGGGGGGCGGGGGCGGAGUGACUGUUAUUUUCUUUUAUUAUUGGGUUAUAUUUUGUCUUAAAUAGCCAUUCCAGGAGUGCCAGGUGAGGGUGCGUUUGAAUCGAACUCUCUUGUGUCAGUGUGCCAAAACCUGGGUGGAGUCAAACGAACUGCACAGGACAGUUUCCAUACAUUUAAUUCCAUAUUUAAUUGAGAUGUUUUUCCAAACAGAAAGCAAACUUGCAAAUCUCGCCAAGUUAUGACAGAAGCUGGUAGUUUAUUUUUUACACUAGGAGAGGGAUUAUUUCAAGUUUGUUUUUUGUGCCCCCUACUUUCCUUUAUUUGGGUUUUUUAAAUAUUUCCAUCUUGGGGCGAUUGUUGCACGGAAGCUGAACAGCUCAACCGAGACACUGUGCACGACGCUUAUUUAUGCACUUAUGAUGACAGAAGACCCUGAGAUCAGGAUUCACGACAGACAUCUAGAAAAAACGACUACAAGGCUUCAUCCCUGAUGUGUUUGACAAACUGUAGCUCACAUAGUCAGCAUCGUUCUCCAUGACACACUGUGAGUCCAGAGGCCAACACUACAUUAUUAUUUGUUUCCUGGACCGAGUUUGAGCUGCAGGUUUGCAGUGCAGAGUUUUAAAGGUGUUUAUAAGGGAUCAUUUAUCUACUCCCUGUCCGGGGAAGUCGAUCUGAAAGCUAAAAAUUCUGUUCUGAAUCCUUCAUUUAACUUUUUCUUCCGGUGACCCCUUUUUUUUUUUUUUUUUUUUUUUAAUAGAAGGACUUUUACAGUCAGAGAAACACCACAUGUUGUUUAAUUGCUAUGCAAGAAGCAGUUUGUACAGAUUGUAGUUUGUAACGGCUAACCAAAAAAAUAAAAAAAAAUAAAAAAAUAAGGAACACUUAAGUGCCAGAGAAGAGUUUAAGCAGAAGGAGCUUCUUUACUUUUCUUCAAGCUUGACUUUAAAACACUAAUUACAUCAUAAUCAAACUGAACAAAAAGAAAUCCUCAGUGACGCAGCGCCCCCUGCUGGUCUUUGCCUUACACUAAUCUGUUGUCCCUCUCAUCGGUACCAGUACGUUUUAUUGUUUUGUUUAGGGGGUAAAGAUGAUGACAACAAGGUAAAUAAGAAACAAGUUUAUUUGAAAAUGCAAUAAAUAUUGUAUAUUUACAUUAAGGAAUAUGGUAAUCAUAGUUAUUGAUCUAUUUUUUAAUGUUGUAAAAAGCUUGUAAUAUAGGAAAGAGAAAUGAUUAUAACAAUGUCGCUGAGCUUUGGUCCGAUAGACGCUGUAGCACUUCUCUCUGGAUGUUUUGGCCCACCAGCUGAAUGGACGUGUGAGGGUUUUUGCCAACGAGCCGACAUUUUGGGGAUCCUGGUUCUAUUAAAUCCAUUUGUCGGCUACUUUAAAGGAGGUGGGUGUGGGUGGUGGAUUAAACUACAAAACAGUGGAACUACACUUCCUGUUCCAGAUGUAUGCUCACCUUGUCACCACCCGACACAUUGGUGUCUCCUCCUCCUGCUCUCACUUUGUCCUCUCUAAAAAAAAAAAAAACACACCUGUGGUCAUUUCAUGUUAAUCAACCAUGUUUUUAUCAUUUGGAAUAAUUUCAAAUAAAUAUGGGGAA